UUAGCAGAAGCCACAGUAGGAGAGACUGAGAAGACAUUUUUCACCAUGAGUAUGUUAACACCUUUAGUUUUUGUUCCUGUGCUAGCCUGUUUUCUGCCUCUAAUGUCAGCAACGGUGGUUCAGGAUUUUAACCACAUAGAGAGGUGCAAGGACUCCCUGUACAUGGGGACACCCCCACGCGGGUUCACCGACACCAAACUGAAGAGGAUCUGCCAACGUUACGCAGACAGACCUCGCUAUGUGACCCUGUAUGACCCACAAAAGCGGAUUCCAGUUUACUCAGCGUAUACCUUCAAGAAAACAGAGGGAGACAGACGUGUGGACUACCCUUGGAUGUACGAGCCACAGCUGGCAGAAGUCGAUGGGAAUGGAAACAUGCAGCCCUUCCCCACUGGCUACCUGCACAUGAAGUUUGAGGACAGCCAGGCAGUCCUGGAUGACUACUCUGACGUGGUCCUGUAUGAGAGAGGCCACCUAAACCCGGACCAGCACCAGUCCACGCCACACGACCGCGCCGCCACCUACACUUUGACCAACGUGGUCCCGGAGAUCCGCGAGUUCAACAUCGGGCCUUGGCGUGAGUACGAGGAGCGGAUCCGGGUCCGCCUCAACAACUUCUGCCGCGGCACGGCCUACAUCGUGACCGGAGUGACCACCAGGGGCAACAUGAUCCGUCGAAACAACCAGGACCGCGUGGCCAUCCCCGAAGACGUGUGGUCCGCUUACUGCUGCACUGAAUACGACCGCAACGCGCCGCACGAUGUCCGCAUCCGCUUCCCGACCUACGGAGUCUUGGCCAAAAACGCCAAAGAGGGCAACAGCGUGCACGAGAUGCCGCUCCAGGAACUUGAGAUCUUUCUGAAAAGUAAUUUGGAUGUUGACCAGAACCUUCAGAUCUUCUAUGACAACUGCAUCUCUCCCUCACCCCUCCCUCUUUACCUCCAACAUACUAUCUGAGAGCUUAAACCUCCUGUGUGUUACGUGGUUUUUAAUUAUUCUAAUGCUAAAUUCAAAAUGCAGAGUUGGAGGUUAUGCAAAUUGGCUCAUUCAAUAAAAUAUCUUAAUUAACUGUGA
This is a messenger RNA of Sander lucioperca (pikeperch), 1074 nucleotides long. Its product is annotated as endonuclease domain-containing 1 protein. The record is from RefSeq and is a predicted model, not a curated record. Bases 46 to 957 code for a protein of 303 amino acids. NCBI's taxonomy places the organism in Eukaryota, Metazoa, Chordata, Actinopteri, Perciformes, Percidae. The transcript has 2 exons. Gene Ontology annotation, molecular function: nucleic acid binding; metal ion binding; hydrolase activity.